Messenger RNA from Cyphellophora europaea CBS 101466, 3258 nucleotides. RefSeq lists its product as uncharacterized. The record is from RefSeq and is a predicted model, not a curated record. The coding region runs from base 1 to 3258 and encodes 1085 amino acids. The transcript is spliced from 2 exons. Lineage: Eukaryota; Fungi; Ascomycota; Eurotiomycetes; Chaetothyriales; Cyphellophoraceae.
AUGGAGGCGCUCGGGGUCCUUGCCCUAGUGUGCAACAUCACACAGCUGGUGGAACAAGGUGUGACCUUGACAAGGCUGUACAGCCAGAUCUCGGAGAAUGGCUCGACGGCAGAUGUUCAGCGUUUGAACGAGCUCAGCCAACUCACGGAAGAGAUCGAUAAAAGUUGUUCACGUAGCUUGCAGCCGCGGCCUCUGAAUGUUCUUGAACAGCAGGUUGAAGAAUGUGCCAGCAAGAGCCUUAAGAACGCCAAGGACUUGCACGAUAUAGUUCGCAAGAUACAGUACAGCGAUGGUAAAGCGAAGAAGGAAAGAAACCCUGCGAGUAAGCUACUGAGAAGUGUACGCAGCCGUUCGCAGGUUCAAUUUCUCCAGAAAGAAUUCUCGGAUCUUCAGCUCAUGCUUCAGACGUCCUUGUUGGUCAGCAUGCGAGAGCACAUCUUACGAUGUGACGAUGAACAAGCUCUCAAAAUUGCCGAGCUAGAUGAGAAUGUUCGCAAGAUGCUCGAUGGUGACUGUCGGUGCGCAAGCAAGGCAAUGGAUGCAGUGGCGAGAACGCAAGACUUGCUAUCGAAGCAGAUCAUUGAUGCUGAGUCAAGCAUCAAACGGAAGAUUGAUUCCGCUCAAGCAAGGACUGAGCAGCACUUCGAGCAAAUUAUUUCUACAGACCAACAGCGCGCUGCGGUAGAACGCAUCUCUAAGAGCCUCUAUUUCGAAGGAAUGCAGGAAAGAGAGAAUAUGAUACAGGCUCGAAUUUUUGACUACGGCAAGACCACAAGCUGUUUGCUUUCCGACCAACGACACGUCAAUGCCUGGGAUUGGCGGGUUGAGAAACAGCGUGAUCAGAUGCAUCAGUCGCGUUCCAUUCUCAUGAGCUGGUUGCGGUCAGGCAGCGGAAAAUUUUACAUCUCAGGAAAACCUGGGGCUGGCAAAUCAUCACUGAUGAGCUUCUUACGGCAGAGUCUGCCUGAAGAUGGUCCUGCCCACCAGGACCUAGCUCGUUGGGCCUCUCCAAAAUCUCCGGUGGUGCUCAGCUUCUUCUUUUACAAACCUGCCACAAACAGGUUGAUGAAAUGUUUCGAAGGCCUGUGGAGGUCUCUGAGCUAUCAGAUCCUGGAUGAGGAGCCUGAAGUCCUUGCCAGAAUUGUCUUAGAUGAGCGAUGUCCAAGAAAGUUACGGAACGCACUUGACCCUGCUCGCUCAUUCACACUCAGCUGGACCAACAAUGAACUCAAGAGUUUCUUUAUCUACCUGCUAUCUAAGGGGGACAAGAAAUACCUGGUAAUGCUUGAUGGUUUGGAUGAAUUCCAAGAAUACGGCGGCGGUGACCACGGCCAUCAAACAUUGUUGGACUGUAUCAGUGAGAUUCUUUCGGUGUCUAACAAAGUUAAGUUCCUGGUUUCUGCAAGACCUGACGAACCUUUCCGCAACGAGCUGAAAAGCUGUCCCACAGUCAGAUUACACGAUGUCAACUUCCAGGACAUACUCUUCUUCAGCCAGCAAUGCCUAAAAGGUACCAUUGCCGGCGGUUAUGCAAAACGUAUUGCUUCGCGGGCGGACGGUGUCUUUCUAUGGGCUCAUCUUGUGGCGAAUGAUCUUGCCAGAGCUGCUAAACGUAACGCAUCCCAGGAAGAGCUCUCGAAACGCUUCGAUUCAUGUCCAGGCGAGAUGAACGAACUCUUCUCACAAAUGCUGGCUCGGCAGGAUGACUACUUCAAGAAACAAAGUGGGCCCUUCUUCCAGCUUGUUGACUUCUGUGUGCGACGGGAAUUGCACAUCUCCUUAUUCGAAAUACUCUUAGCAACAAGACCACUUGAUGAGCUGGUCAUCAAGAUGAAAUCGGGCUUCGAUCCAGCUUUUCUAGCGGAGCUUGAACACAGGGCUGAAGGGUUUGAAGAAGAAAUUCUUAGCAGAUCUGCUGGCUUGGUUCAAAUCACCGAUUAUGAUCCCGCGCGGUCGAUGGUCUUGGAAGCCCUACCAGACACCACCUCUAUGCGAGCACUACUCGACCGUGAGGUUACAUAUAUCCAUACAACGGCACAAGACUACCUCGCCGAGGAAGGGCGCUGGUUUCUGGAAAGUUAUUUAUUGUCGGAAACCGAGACUGUUCACAUGCUAGGUGCGGUACUCAUUGGGUGGCUGUGCCUAAGCUCUAGACUGAACACAAAAUGUUUCAAAUGGUGGGAAUGGCAACGAGCGUUAUCACAUUCCCUGAACUACAUCGACCGAUUCAUGGAAGCCGCAGCACAUCGUCAAACUCUCUUUGCAAUGAUGAAAAUGCAAAUUGAGCUCCUCGAUCGACAACAAGUGGCUCCUGAUAACAUCUUGUAUAACCCUCUGUCGCCGGGCGAACCAUUCCGAUCGGCAUUGCUGGCACUCAACUUGCCCAGGGGAAUUUUGAUCGCUGUCGAUAUCGCGUGCUGUGGUCAAAACCAUGAAUUCUAUGAAGGCAUUUUUAAGCAUUAUGUGUCACCCCAGUUCAAGGCUUGCGAGACACAACUUCGUGACUUAGCAGUGGCGUAUACAUUUUGCUUGCUAUGUGAUCACGUCUAUUACAAGCUCGACUUGCUGUUAUUCGACUUGCUCGACCUGACCUCAUAUGCUGUCCAACCAUGUGGAGCGCUCAGAAUGGGUCACAACAAAUCAAAGCGUCUGAUCUGUGGUCAAUCCUUGUGGCAGCACUUCAUCGGCUGGAUAUUCCCUAGACUUGUGUCGAGGGACGAGUCCGAUCUUGCGGUGGAGCUUGCAAAGGCAUUUGUCAAACGGAAAGCUCCACUCGAGGCUACUGUCGGUAGUAUAAGUUUGCUAGAAUCAGGUUCUGGAAAUGUCUUUGCGUUUCCAGCGGUGGCAGUGUGCCUGGAUCUUGCCAACAUCCAGCAAAUCUCUGAGUACGCGAGGUUCGGCGAGAACCUGAUCAUCGUUCAGCGAUGGGCUCCAGAUGUGCUAGCUGCGAAGGGCCGUUAUACUGGAAAUUCUGUCGUACGCUAUUGUAAACCUUGGCGAUGCAGGUGGCUCGAUAUCCCUAUCCACCUUCAGGCGGCCUUUGCCCUCGAACUAUAUGGUGCGGGACCCCAAUGCGCUUAUAUCAUCGAAAGAGUACCAGGACUGAAGCGGGAGCGGUGGUAUGAAGGAUCGGGAGAUCUCUCGGCUCAAAGGUGCUUGGACGUUCUACGGUGGGAGAGUUUGUCACUUGACAAGAUAUACCCCGGCAGAGUGGUCUCAUACAACAAGGUCAAAGCCAUGGGGAAACCGGCCAUGUAG